AAGUUUUGUUUACUAGCAUGUUAGCAUCUUCGGUUCCGCUCCUGGGUGGACUGUCGGAUCCCGGUUCUCCGGUACCUCUCCAGUUCGUCUCCGGUGGUUCUGCCUCUGACCGGAAACCGGAGAUUCGCGAGGCUGAAGGAAGAACCGGAGGCCUGACAUUUGGCGGGAAAACAUGAAGCAAAAAGAAAUUGGCGAGCAAAGAGAAAGAGGAGACAGAAACUCAGGUGUGAUAAUUAAGAUUUUAAGAUAUUAAAACACUUUUUAAGAAGUUUAUCUGAACACGAACUCUGCUGUAUAUCUGAGAUACGUAUACCUUACAGAAAUACUGAAUAAAUAAUGAAACUUUGUUGGGAUCAGAGGGUCCAGUCAACGUGAAACUGCCUAAUUUAGUUAAAAUUAGGGCUGGGUACGGUGGCCGAGAACCGCCGCUGCUGCAAAUAAAAAAGAAUUAAAAUAAGAAAGCCCCAACAGAAGCUCGCUGAAAAUUUUUUAAAAAUAAAGGAAGGGUGCAGAUAUUUUUCAAAAGGCCGGAACGGAAAUUAAUGAUGCAAAAAAAAAAAAAAAAAAAAAACUUACUGUGAAAAUAAAAGGACCCAAAUAAAAAAAAAACACAACGAAAGUGAGCUGCCGUGGACCAAAACUGAAAAAUAGCGAGGGGUCUGUGUACUUAUUUCUAUGAGUAAAGCAACCAAACUGUAAAGCCACUGAACUGGAUUCUCCACUGUGUUGGGUCUUUCGAGGUGUAUUGAUUUUCCUGUGUUCGCCGAAGCUAGCACUACACCAACAUCCUCAAGUUCAACUUCAUGUCAACUCAGGCGCAACAUGUCCUAACCACAUAACACACUGAAAAUCACACAAAGUGAAAUUAAACUGAAUUCACUAAUAAUCUGUCCAAGAGGGGUCAUGUAAGGCAAAAAGAGAAAAGGGCCAAGGACUGAUCCCUGCGGGACCCCUCAGCCUAGCCCUGUCGAGUCAGAUAAUAACUGGUUGACAUGGACCACAAAUCUCCUGUGGGUCAGAUAAGCCCUAAACCAAUUCCAAACAGUACCUGUAAUCCAAAAAUUGUCUCUGAGUCUAUUUAUUAAGACUUCAUGGUCCACCAUGUCAAAUGCGGCAGUAAGAUCUGACAGUACCAAGACUGUAGAGUCUGCUGCCAUCAGGACAUCACCUGAACCCUGAUUGGACGGUGUUAAAGAUGGAGUUUGCAUCAAUGAAGGCAGUUAACUGUUCAGCUACUAAUUUAAAUUCUUUCUAUAUUGUGUUUAAUCGUUAAAUAUUUUGUACAUUUAUUUCAGCCACUUCUAUUUACCCAGAAUGCCAUGGGAGAGGCGCUUCUGAUGAUGAGGAGAAGGGGUUUAAAGUGGAGGUUAAACUGGAGGAAGAGGAUGAUGAUGGUGAUGAAGACUGCAGUCAGGAUCCAGACUCCAGUCCUCCUCAAGCCAACAGCUCGGCAAAGGAAAGGACACCAUCAUCGCAAGGAGGAAGAGGUGGAGCUGACGGCAAGCUGAGGAUGAAGAAGGAGUAUCAGUGUGACGUUUGUCCAAAGAGCUUCAACCGGCCGAGUCUCCUGCAGAUCCACCAGAGGACGCACACGGGUGAGCGUCCGUUCCAGUGCUCCGACUGUGACAAACGUUUCCAGAGUAAAUCCGUCCUCUCAGCUCACCUCAAGACACACGCCAGCGAGCGCCAGUUCUCCUGCCACCAGUGCGGGAAGCGUUUCCUGCAGAGGAGGACGCUGCUGGAGCACGCCAAGACACACGUAAGAGAGAGACCCUUCAGCUGUCAGCUCUGCAGCCUGAGCUUUUGCGCUAAGAGCCACCUGCGGCGCCACCUGCAGGCACACUCAGAUGAGCGCCGCCAUCAGUGCGUGGAAUGCGGGAAGUGCUACAAGAGGAAGGAUCACCUGAACAGCCACAUGCGCGUGCACAGCGGCGAGCGCCCGUUCAGCUGCAAAGACUGCGGACGCAGCUACAGGGAGCAGGGACGCCUGCUGCAACACCUGCGCACGCAUACCGGCGAGAGUAAACGCUACACCUGCGCGCUCUGUGGUCUGCGCGUGGUGUCGGCCAAUCACCUGAAGAGACACAUGCAGACGCACGGCGGCGAGCGGCCGCACCGCUGCCCCGACUGUAGCAAACCCUUCAGCAGGAAAGACAAGAUGAGGGAGCACAUGAGGAUCCACACCGGAGAGAAACCGUACCAGUGCUCCCAGUGCUCGCUGCGCUUCAGGUGGAGGGCGGGGCUUAACACUCACAUACACACACAUGCCACUGAGGACGAGGACCUCGGAUUGGACGACAGGGAGGCUCUUUACCAGAGUGAUGACCUCAGCACACAUCAGACAGGUGAGACAGAGGCGGAUGAAGAAAUAGAGCAAGAGAAGAGGAAAACAACGUGACGAAGAGGAGCGAGAGAGAGACUCUUCCACCGCUACUACAACGAGAAAAACUCCUGAUGGUUUCAAAAUCUGUCUGCUCCUUUAAAUCUGGAAGCAAAGACACGUUUGUACAAAGAGGUUCCGGGUGGACUUUAGUGAACCAUAAAGACCAGGUUCUGGAGUCUGAAAGUCAAAUGUUGUCACAGUCUUUCCUGAGAGACAACUAAAAAGAACUUCAGAUUCUGAUUGGUCAGACCACAGGACUGUUUCCUUGUCCACCUUAAAUGGACGCGGUCUCUCUGAAGGUCCGUCUUAGACCUGGUCAUGUGACUCACGUGUUGGACCUUCACCUCAUUAGUUGGAAAUGUUCCUCCAUAUGUUUUUUUUUUUCUUUUUUUUUUUGGAUCAUUUUUUCCAAAAUAAAAGGAGCAGAUAUUUUUUUCAGUUUCAUGGUCUUGAUCUUUUUGAUCAUCUGAACCCUCAUGUAGAUCAUCGGCUCUCAUUCGCUCACGGUGAAACACUUCCUGCUGUCGUAACUUUCAUCCUUUGACGUUCAUUUUGAGAUUGAAAUCAUCGUUUCUGGUGAAUUUACUCCUGAAGUGUUCAGACUGUAAAUGUGGGCGGCGCAUUGAUGCGCUCUGCGGCCUGAUGAAGCGGCUUUAAAGGCAGGAAAGACUCCCCUGUAUGUUUGAGUUGAUCUCAUGUUUCAGAUUUUCUUAUCAGUUCGUUUUUCGCCGUUGAUGAAGUUAAAAUCCAGUUCUCUGAUUUUUUUUUUUAAAGUUUGAUUUCCGACAAACAAACUUUACGGACAGAAAAAGAUGAACGUGAAGCUGUACAAAGAAAUGUUCACAGCGGCUCAGUGUUGGUUUGGGGCAAAUGGACUGUGUGGUGCCCUCUGCUGACAGUCAGGGUUAAAUCUUCUUAAAUUACAAACAGGAGCUUGGUGUUUGCUCUGACCGAAUAAAAGACAUCAGACCAAAGCUGA
Xyrichtys novacula (pearly razorfish) is the source of this 3362-nucleotide messenger RNA. The record is from the annotation of a GenBank genome assembly. Lineage: Eukaryota; Metazoa; Chordata; Actinopteri; Labriformes; Labridae.